Nerophis ophidion (straightnose pipefish) is the source of this 669-nucleotide messenger RNA. RefSeq names its product haloacid dehalogenase-like hydrolase domain-containing protein 3. The coding region runs from base 1 to 669 and encodes 222 amino acids. NCBI's taxonomy places the organism in Eukaryota, Metazoa, Chordata, Actinopteri, Syngnathiformes, Syngnathidae. The record is from RefSeq and is a predicted model, not a curated record. The transcript is spliced from 3 exons.
AUGCGCGCACUUCUGCGGUGGGUGCUGUGGGAUGUAAAAGACACUCUGCUGAAGGUGCGUUCCUCCGUCGGAGAACAAUACUGUGAUGAAGCUAAACCAGGGGUUCCCUACCCCUGCACGAAACGAAUGGGCCUCAGCCUCAACCCUGCGGAGGUCGACGCUGCUUUCCGUCAGGCGUAUCGACAUCACUCCAGCACAUUCCCAAACUACGGCAUCACUCAGGGACUGGAUGGACAGUCUUGGUGGAAGGCAGUGGUGAAAGCCACCUUCUCCCUGUGCAAGGUGCAGGACCCGGCCAUUCUGAAAAUAUACCAGAACUUCCGCAAAGCAGAGAACUGGGAGGUAUUUCCAGACUCAAAGGUGGCUUUGGAGAACUGCUCCUUGCUGGGACUGCGCUUCCUGGUGACGUCAGAAGGAGCAGGUGUAGAGAAGCCCGAGGCGGCCAUUUUUAACCAGGCCCUGCGGAAGUGCGGCGUGCCGGCUGCCAGCGUAGCGCACGUCGGGGACCACUACGUGAACAAUUACCUGGCGUCACGCUCGGUCGGGAUCCAUGGCUUCCUUUUGGACCGAAAAAGCCCCUUUGAGCGACGUGAUGUCCCUAAAGAGCAUCGGCUGUCAUCGCUGGAUGAACUGCCUGUGCGACUUAAACAGCACAUGGACGCACACUAG